UGAUUGCAAGAAAAAAGGAAAUAUUGGGAAAAAUAUGCUUGAAUAAAAAUUACAAUAAAAUGAAACUACAACAGUGAAGAACAAUCCACUGUGAAUACCUGUCACGGUCAUUUGUUCUGUAAAUUUUGUUAUAAAGUGUCUCAAGUUUGAAAGGAGUUGCACAAUGGACGUCCUUAGUCUGGCCUUUAAAAAUAAAAAAAAAUCUCAAUGAUAAUUGUAUCAUUGACUUUUGUUUAUUUUUAAACGCCAUUGUCCAUCUUGGUGACUAAGGGGGUCAUUUCAGGACAGUGUCUAUCACUGUGGUUUUCUUUUACUUGAUUUUUUUUGGUAUUUUGGCUUUUUCUGGUCGGCUUUUCUGUCAAUAUGGUGAUAUCCACCAAUAAGGUUUCUUAUUUAUAUAAACCUUUCUUUAAUGUUUAUGCAGUAUUUAUAAAAUUUUAUCUUGCUAGUAGUACUGCUUCAGUAUCAUCAUUAACAGAUAGACGUCCACUGCUGGACAUAGACCUCUUAUAGCAACUCGAGCCGCGAGCAUUGAGAUGCUCCCUGCAACCUGUUUGAUGUCCUUGCUCGACCAUCACUGCUUUCCGGUGCAGGGUCACCAUUCCAGUACUGCUUAGUCCUUGUAAAUUUGGUUAUUCCAAAAAUCUUCUAAAAUAUCUGUUACUGUAGAGGAGGACCAAAAGCUAUUGUUAUGCUCGAGUUGUUGUUGUUAUCAGAGAAAAGAGUUUAUUCUUUAAAUGAAAAUUCAGCUUUGAUUGACAAAGGUUUCAAUUGAAUGAAUUUGAUUGACACUAGAUGUGUUCUGAUUGUUGGUUGUCCAUACUUAAUUCUGUAUGAAAAAAAUUAAAUAUAUACAAAAUCAUCCCUGAUGUAAUGUUGCCACUUGAGCUUUGUGUUUCAUUUGAGCUAUGUUUGUUAUUGUGGUUCUUCUGUGAACCUAAUCCAUCAAUAUUGUAAUAAGUACUACAUCAACCAAUAAGAACGGUUUAUCCUUUUAAAUCUAUCAACCUUUCUUAUAUGUUGAUGCAGUAUCAAGUGAUAGGUUUGUCAACAAACCUAGUUGGUUUUGUAAGUUUAAUCAGCAAGCAGGAGAACUAUUUAGUUGUGUAUUUUAAUUGUAUUUUGUUAUAAAAUUGAAAAUAAUCCAUUUGUCAUUAAUUAAAAUACUAAAGAAAUAUUUUCCACAAGAAAUCUCCAAUCAAAAACGCCUUAAAGAGAAUCUGAACUUUGAGCAGAAUGGUCAUUGGUCAUUAGGUACCUGCAUUUUAAUACAGCUUAGUCCACAUUUGAAAUGGCGGCCAAAGACUUACUUAAUUCUUUAUGGAAAAAAAAAUCAAAAAUUCACACAAACAAUCCCUGAAGUGAUGUUACCACUUGAGCUUUGUAGCCCAUUUGAGCUAUGUUUGUAAUUGUAGUUCUUCUGUGGAUCUAAUCCAUUAAUAUCAUAAUAAUUACUAAUAUCAUUAUAAUUACUACAUCAACCAAUAAGAAUGGUUUAUCCUUUUAAAUCUAUAAACCUUUCUUAUAUGUUGAUGCAGUAUUAAAAGAUAAUUUAAUUUUAUUUGAAAUUUCAAUUAUCAAAUUUGAUUUUGACACAAAGCGUGUGUCACAAUAUGAAUUCAAGCAUUGUUCUUAUAGUCCAAGAUCCCAGAGCGAUCUGACAUAACUUAUUUUCAAAUAGAUAAAACCUUAGGUUCUCAGUAGUAGAGGUGAGUCGUACUCGCUAAAACGCGUACUGAGUAUUACGAGUACGAGUACGCCGAGAGACGCGCUCCAAAGACUAGCUCCACGAGUAUUUAGAAGUACGAGCCAUUAGGACCUAUAGAAUAGAUACGUACUCCUAAGUACUCAGUGGCCAGCGAUUUUACAUCAUAUUAUCUGAUAGUAAGCGUACAUUAAUUUCAACCGAGUUCUACACAGUCAUUUGGACUAGUGGUAUGUACGCAAGGUACGAUAAACUAAGAAUCCUGAGUUCGAUCCCGGGUAACAGAAAAUCAUUUUUGUCUUUUUAUUUUGUUUUUCUUAAUUGUUUUCUUCAACUAUUUUUGGUUUUUGUAAUCCACAAAAAAAAAAAAAUUUGCAAGAAAAAAUAUUUCAGUCAUUAAUUUCAAAAUUUCAAUUUAAUUUUAUUAUUUAGUUAUUUCUUUUAAUAUUACCUCAUGAUACUGUCGGGUUACAUUAACUUGUUACUUUAGCGGAUAAAUAAUCAUACUAAAACAAUAAAUGAUCACAUUAUGUUUUUAAAAUAAGGAUUAAAAUCAGGGACUCACUCACGCAUGCUUCAGUACGAUGUUUGGAGUAUUAAGUGUAUACUGCGUUAAAAAAUCGGUCUUAUGUUUGAUACAGUAAAGACAAUUUUUCAUCGGCAAUGGGACGUCACUCACACAUUCUUAAACGAACGCGUCCGGGAACGCGUCUCGCGAUGUUUUGUCUGUUGGAGUAUGAAGUGUUUAUUGCGUUGAAAAACCGGUCUUAUGUCUAGACAACAAAGUCUAUUUUCUUUCGGCAUUGAUAGAAGUCUCUCACUCACACAUUACUAAUCGAACGCGUCUCUGAACACGUCCCGUAUUGGUUGGACCGUUAGAGUAUUUGCGAGUAUUGGACUCGCACUCUGUUGACGUCUUGCGCUCCUCGGUACUCGGUACUUCUAAAUACGCUUAAUACGUGUAUAAGUCCCUGCUCCGUACUCGUACGCCAUACGUCUUCCAACAAACCUAGUGUUAAGACCUGCUCCAGUAUAUACGCCUCACCUCUACUCAGUAGUGUCUCAUGCGCUUUGAAUACCUGUGAGUUUAUGGAGCUCGGUAGCAAAUGAGAUCCGGCGAUCUCACUUGCUGGCCGCCGGCAAGGUCCAUAUCGGCCAAACCACCGCUGACCAUUUCUGUGAGGCGCUCUUUGGCACUUAACACAGAAUGCGCAGGUGCUCCAUCCAACUGAUAGCUUUCGUUGGACAUCCAGGCGUAAUUCGUCGGUAUAUUCCGAUAUUGGGCCAUUAAGGAGAUUAAGUUCCUUCCUAAUUUAAUCCCUAUGAAUCCCAGCCCCGACGUUGAGGGAGAAACUAUAUUAGUGUGAAGAUUCUCGAAAAAAAUGUGGAUUAUCCUGGCUCUAGUUGUUCGCGUUCGGGUUUUGCUAGGAAAGGAAAAAUAGAGAGGACUUAGGGCUUGUACACAAAACUGCGAUGCGACGCGAUGCGAAUUCGCAACGCAAAAAAUUACGACACGAAUUGCUGCGAUGCGAUUUCGUGCGGCAAGGCGUCUCUCAGGGCGACCAUUUCUUCGACGACCGUUAACCGUACUAAACGUAUUUUAAAUUGAAAACAGGUCGUGACAUGGAUCGUAAAAAGAAGUGUGCACUUUUAUUAUUGCUUAGGAGAUACAGGAAAAAGAAACAAAGAAGAUUUUGGGUUCAUCCAUUUAUUACUAUUAUGAAUCCCGUUGGAAACUAUUUUCUUCUAAAAUAUAAAGCUUUGAAAACCGACGAAAAAAAAUUUUUCGAGUAUUUUAGAAUGAGCAUAUUUUCAUUCGAAGAGCUUUUAAGUUUAUUAUCACCAUAUCUUCAGAAACAAUCGUACAAGGGGAGAAUUCCUGUUAUGCCUCUGGAAAUGAUUGGCCUCACUAUCCGAUUCCUAGCGACCGGAAAUGAAAUCAGAAAUAUACAUUUAGAUUAUUAUCGAGGAAUAAGUACAGUUGCUAAGAUAAUACGAGUAGUUUGUAAUGCAAUAUGGAAAUUUUGUUUAAAUGCAAACAUACCAAAAAUAACACAACAGCUGUUUGAAGAAAUAGCUGCGGACUUUAACAAGAAAGCCAACUUCCCUAACUGUAUUGGAGCCGUUGAUGGGAAACAUAUUCGUGUUCGUAGUCCCCCAAAAAGUGGAUCACUUUUUUUUAAUUACAAGGGCUACAAUUCAAUAGUUUUGUUGGCUAUUGUGGACUCGAAAUACAGAUUCAUCUAUGUGGACAUAGGCGCAUAUGGAAAGGAAAGUGACUCCACUAUUUUCCACAACACGAAACUGUACGACUUACUGAUGAGAGGUGAUUUGCCUACACCAACAUCAAGGCCGUUACCGGGCUUUCAAGAACCGGUUCCUUUUGUUUUUGUCGGAGACGAAGCUUUUUCUAUUUCGAAUAAUGUCAUGCGUCCUUAUUCUGGCAAGCAUUUGUUUGUUAAACAAAGAGUAUUCAACUACCGUUUGAGUAGGGCAAGAAGAUAUGUCGAGUGUACUUUCGGCAUACUGGCCAAUAAGUGGCGAAUAUUUCACCGGCCCAUUAACGUUUCAUAUGAUUUUGCAAUAGAUAUUGUUAAGGCUUGUUGCAUACUACAUAACUUUGUAAUUAACCGUGAUGAAUUAGACACCCCUAUUGAAAUGAUCAUAGAUAAUUCCGAACUACAACCACUUCAACAAGGGUUGAAUGUAGGUAGUCAGGUGGUAAGUGCAAAUAUAAUUAGAAACGAAUAUUCGGAUUACUUUACUAGUGAAGUUGGAGCAUUAAGCUGGCAACUAAAACUAAUUUAAGAAUAUACAAUGCGGCUUGCAUUGUUGCUCGCGUUCUAGGUAAUAAGUCAAUACAACAGGUACAAAAGGAUCACAUCGUAAAACAUUAAAGUAGCUCGCUGUCGACGCCUAAACAUUUGUAAACAAUUUAAAGAAUAUUUUUUGUGCUUAUAUGAAUAGAAUGUUUGAUUUGUAGGUAGUUUUAGUAAAAAGUAAAAAGAAGUUUUACUUAAUAAAUGUAUUUGUGUACUUACCAAG
Molecule: messenger RNA, 4750 nt
Organism: Bicyclus anynana (squinting bush brown)
Lineage: Eukaryota; Metazoa; Arthropoda; Insecta; Lepidoptera; Nymphalidae
Exons: 2
Coding region: 3329-4513 (394 amino acids)
Source: RefSeq, a predicted model, not a curated record